AUGCGAAAUCCCGGACCCCACACACAUACAUCAAUUCUCGAUAAGCUGCCUUCUGCUAUGGAAAUGAGCGACAGAAGGCUUACCGAAUGGGUGUACAAAUUCAUAACGUCGGCUCACUCAAGCAACGAAGAGAUCUCCAGUAAAUUAAGGAUAUUCUACAAGAAGUGCCUUGAUUGGUAUACGGAAAUUCUCGCCGUUGCAGAGAAGGAUUUCGGUAGAACGCCAUUUGUACUAUUUGUCCAGCCCUUGACCAAUGUCUACAUAGAAGAUCCCGGUAUUGGGCCACACAGGAUAUGUAACGAAGCUGCGCAAUCCAUCCUAGCGCUGGUUCAAUCUUACGACGACCUUUUCACUCUUCACCGGGUGAGUGGGCUUAUGCCCUAUUUUGUCUGCGCUGCAGGUCUUCUUGGUAUCGCCAUGGAAACAAACUGCAAAGCUAUGAAACCGGUACACCUACGCCUCAAACAUGAUCCACCAGGGAAUACAGCCAGGCCUAUCCAAGAAGUGUCCGUUAUAAAAUUCAAUGAUCCUCCGGCAACCUCGUCGUACAUUACAAUGUCGGCGACGGACCACGCACGCCAGUUACUUGCCAAGAUGAGCUCAACGCAUCUGGCAGCAAAGAUCGCCGAGAACCAGCUUGAAGCGAGCCCAGGCAAUUCUGGAGAUAUGUGA
Messenger RNA from Metarhizium robertsii ARSEF 23, 672 nucleotides. Its product is annotated as Fungal transcriptional regulatory protein. NCBI's taxonomy places the organism in Eukaryota, Fungi, Ascomycota, Sordariomycetes, Hypocreales, Clavicipitaceae. Bases 1 to 672 code for a protein of 223 amino acids. The transcript is spliced from 3 exons. The record is from RefSeq and is a predicted model, not a curated record.